AGACCACUCCUCCCGGCGCCGGGCUCAGCCCGCCUUCGCCUUCCCUCUCCCGGCGGAACCCCCACCUCUCCUCGCCCGAAGAAACCCGAAGGUCUUCGGCAAGUUCCGUCCCCAGCGCGGGGGCGGGGCCGCUCGAGCUGCUCCGGGCCGAGCUCGGCUGUUUCCGUGCGCGGCCGCUGCGCACUCGGCACUGGGCGGCGCUGGCUGGCUCCCUGGCUGCGGCUCCUCAGUCGGCGGCGGCUGCUGCUGCCUGUGGCCCGGGCGGCUGGGAGAAGCGGAGUGUUGGUGAGUGACGCGGCGGAGGUGUAGUUUGACGCGGUGUGUUACGUGGGGGAGAGAAUAAAACUCCAGCGAGAUCCGGGCCGCGAACGAAAGCAGUGACGGAGGAGCUUGUACCACCGGUAACUAAAUGACCAUGGAAUCUGGAGCCGAGAACCAGCAGAGUGGAGAUGCAGCUGUAACAGAAGCUGAAAACCAACAAAUGACAGUUCAAGCCCAGCCACAGAUUGCCACAUUAGCCCAGGUAUCUAUGCCAGCAGCUCAUGCAACAUCAUCUGCUCCCACCGUAACUCUAGUACAGCUGCCCAAUGGGCAGACAGUUCAAGUCCAUGGAGUCAUUCAGGCGGCCCAGCCAUCAGUUAUUCAGUCUCCACAAGUUCAAACAGUUCAGAUUUCAACUAUUGCAGAAAGUGAAGAUUCACAGGAGUCAGUGGAUAGUGUAACUGAUUCCCAAAAGCGAAGGGAAAUUCUUUCAAGGAGGCCUUCCUACAGGAAAAUUUUGAAUGACUUAUCUUCUGAUGCACCAGGAGUGCCAAGGAUUGAAGAAGAGAAGUCUGAAGAGGAGACUUCAGCACCUGCCAUCACCACUGUAACGGUGCCAACUCCAAUUUACCAAACUAGCAGUGGACAGUAUAUUGCCAUUACCCAGGGAGGAGCAAUACAACUGGCUAACAAUGGUACCGAUGGGGUACAGGGCCUGCAAACAUUAACCAUGACCAAUGCAGCUGCCACUCAGCCGGGUACUACCAUUCUGCAGUAUGCACAGACCACUGAUGGACAGCAGAUCUUAGUGCCCAGCAACCAAGUUGUUGUUCAAGCUGCCUCUGGAGAUGUACAAACAUACCAGAUUCGCACAGCACCCACUAGCACUAUUGCCCCUGGAGUUGUUAUGGCAUCCUCCCCAGCACUUCCUACACAGCCUGCUGAAGAAGCAGCACGAAAGAGAGAGGUUCGUCUAAUGAAGAACAGGGAAGCAGCUCGAGAGUGUCGUAGAAAGAAGAAAGAAUAUGUGAAAUGUUUAGAAAACAGAGUGGCAGUGCUUGAAAAUCAAAACAAGACAUUGAUUGAGGAGCUAAAAGCACUUAAGGACCUUUACUGCCACAAAUCAGAUUAAUUUGGGAUUUAAAUUUUCACCUAUUAAGGUGGAAAAUGGACUGGCUUGGCCACAACCUGAAAGACAAAAUAAACAUUUUAUUUUCUAAACAUUUCUUUUUUUCUAUGCGCAAAACUGCCUGAAAGCAACUACAGAAUUUCAUUCAUUUGUGCUUUUGCAUUAAACUGUGAAUGUUCCAACACCUGCCUCCACUUCUCCCCUCAAGAAAUUUUCAACACCAGGAAUCAUGAAGAGACUUCUGCUUUUCAACCCCCACCCUCCUCAAGAAGUAAUAAUUUGUUUACUUGUAAAUUGAUGGGAGAAAUCAGGAAAAGAAAAUCUUUUUAAAAAUGAUUUCAAGGUUUGUGCUGAGCUCCUUGAUUGCCUUAGGGACAGAAUUACCCCAGCCUGUUGAGCUGAAGUAAUGUGUGGGCCGCAUGCAUAAAGUAAGUAAGGUGCAAUGAAGAAGUGUUGAUUGCCAAAUUGACAUGUUUUCACAUUCUCAUUGUGAAUUAUGUAAAAUUGUUAAGAGACAUACCCUCUAAAAAAGAACUUUAGUAUGGUAUUGAAGGAAUUAGAAAUGAAUUUGGAGUGCUUUCUAUGUAUGUUCUCUUCUUCAAUACUGAACAUUUGUCCUUGGUUCUUAAAAGCAUUCUGUACUAAUACAGCUCUUCCAUAGGGCAGUUGUUGCUUCUUAAUUCAGUUCUGUAUGUGUUCAGCAUUUUUGAAUACAUUAAAAGAAGUAACCAACUGAACAAAAAAGCAUGGUAUUUGAAUUUUAAAUUAAAGCAAAGUAAAUAAAAGUACAAAGCAUAUUUUAGUUAGUACUAAAUUCUUAGUAAAAUGCUGAUCAGUAAACCAGUCCCUUGAGUUAUAUAACAAGAUUUUUAAAUAAAUGUUAUUGUCCUCACCUUCAAAAAUAUUUAUAUUGUCACUCAUUUACGUAAAAAGAUAUUUCCAAUUUACUGUUGCCCAUUGCACUUACAUUAUACUACCACCAAGAAAGCCUUCAAGAUGUCAAAUAAAGCAAAGUGAUAUAUAUUUGUUUAUGAAAUGUUACAUGUAGAAAAAUACUGAUUUUAAAUCUUUUCCAUAUUAACAAUUUAACAGAGAAUCUCUAGUGAAUUUUUUAAAUGAAAGAAGUUGUAAGGAUAUAAAAAGUACGGUGUUAGAUGUGCACAAGGAAAGUUAUUUUCAGACAUAUUUGAAUGACUGCUGUACUGCAAUAUUUGGAUUGUCAUUCUUACAAAACAUUUUUUUGUUCUCAUAAAGAGUAGUUAUUCUGCUUUAGCUUUCCAAUAUGCUGUAUAGCCUUUGUCAUUUUAUAAUUUUAAUUCCUGAUUAAAACAGCCUAUAUUUGUAUAUAUCAUACAUUGUUUUCAAUACCACUUUUAAUUAUUACUCAUUUUAUUCACUAAGCUCGAUAAAUCUAAGUUACUCUUAAAAAAAAAAAAAAAGACUAAGGUGGAUUUUAAAAAUUGAAAACUGCCAUAAUGUUAGAUUAUAAUUUCUCAUUUGGGGCCGGGCGCAGUGGCUCAUGCCUGUAAUCCCAGCACUUUGGGAGGCCAAGGUGGGUGGAUCACCUGAGGUCAAGAGUUCAAGACCAGCCUGGCCAACAUGGUGAAACCCCAUCUCUACUAAAAACACAAAAAUUAGCCGGGCGUGGUGGCGGGCGCCUGUAAUCCCAGCUACUCGGGAGGUUGAGGCAGCAGAAUUGCUUGAACCCAGGAGGCAGAGGUUGCAGUGAGCCGAGAUAGCACCAUUGCACUCCAGCCUGGGCGACAAGAGUGAGACUCCGUCUCAAAAAAUAAAAAUUAAAAAUGUCUCAUUUGGGAAGGAAAUUCCUUUUAAAAAAGUGUUGAGACACUUAGAAAACUAAUGUUUUAUAUUUAGUCAAGAGUUAUUUAAGAAAGUCAAGCUUGUUUAACAACAGAAUAUGAAGAUUUAAGUGUUAAUUGCUGGAUCCAUUUUAAAAAGUAAGAUUUUAAUUAACAUUUAUAAAUGGUAUAUUUUCGUUUGUAACAAACCAUUGUCUUUUUUCAAGGAUGAACAGAGUUUAUGAAGGAGCAUCAUUCUAAGAAUUGAGUGAUGUAGUCUUUAUGUUUGGACAGUUCACCAGAUUCUCAAGAAGGCUUUCAAACAACUAUAAAGUUUGAUGUUUGUCCUGCUGAGCUAAUGGGGAAAGUUAUAGCAUAAAAAUUGUGUAACAGCAUAGAUAAUGUCAUUUUUAAAAACUGGUUUAACAGAAAUCAAGCAAAGUCACAAAUAUGUUCACAAGUUGGAAUUAUUUAUUGAGUCAAAAUGUCGAAUUGAACAUUUUGAGUGUCGUGUUAUAAAUGAAAAAUUACCUAAUGUUUAGCAGUUUGUAUUCUCUAAAGCUUUUUUUCAAAAGUUCAGGCUUUCUACUUACUGGGAAGUUGGUGGUCCUCUUAGUCCCUGAUAAAUCAAGGCAAUCACAUUCAUGUGAGCUGGAUGAAUUUAUAAGUUAUAAAGACCUUAUCCUUCAUACCUUGAGGAUGAUUGCACUGGUUUUGAAGUCAGUUACUUAAUGGUGAGGUGAGAAAUGUAUCCUGUUGCUAAAUCUGUCUUAGACCCUUGGUGAAACUUGAAGAUUUCAGUUUAUAAAGAUAAAAUCAAGCAUCUUUUGUGCAGUUUUCUUUUUUUAAUGCAAGAAUGGUGGGGAGGUUUGUUUGUAAGCAUGAAACUUUGAGAAUCUUUAUUAAGAAAAUGACAUAAUUUUUAAAAACCUUGUAGCCAAGAACAUAUGUGGCCACAUUACCAGUAAUAAAUGUUUUUCUCUUUAUAUUGGCCAAAAGGGAAUAAAAAUGUCAUCAUAGGAAUUUGUACAUAUGCUACUGAUUUGCCUAGAAAAUAGCAAGUUUGGUAUUGCUCACUUUGCAAAUAUAGGGCCAUGUGGCACUUUUAUCUAUAGGACAGAUUAACUCUAAUAAAAAUGAAGUGGGGAGGGGUUUAUUUUUGAUAUAUAUACUCUUAUGAGUUUUCAAGCUUUGAUAGUGUUUAACUGAAAAGUGGCUUAGAAAGGGCUAGAUCCAAUGUGUUCAUUAUUAAAUAAUUGCUAUCAGAUACAAUUUUAAGUUCAUUCUUUUUCAAACUCAAGUACCAUAUUGGCAACCAUAAUAUUGUCAUAGGUGCUCUCUUCAUUUAGAUAUUCUUGGGGGGGGGGGCAUUUGUAUAAUAUAUGUGUACAUAUAUAUAUAUAUACAUACAGUAUAUAAUCUAAAGCUCUGAGAGCUCUUAAGUCAGGAAUGCUGAGUAUUAUAGUAUAUUGAGGUCAGAUGAAAUUUUACAUUUUAGUGUGUUCUGUUGCAUCCCUUCUGGUAGUUUCUAUGACUGCAUUACUCCAGCACUCAUGAUUGAUUUUAUCUUCUUUCUUCCAAGUAUUUUAUUUUUUAUUAGUUUUCUUUGGCUUGAUACUUUUAAAUAUGUUAGUAGUCACUUGAAAGCCUCUCCCCCAAAAGUAUUUGGUUUUUAUGCUUUGUCUGUGGCAGCUAUAACAGUGGUAAGAACAUUCUGAAGAUAGCUUUUUAAAGGAACCACUGAUUUUUUCAAAAAUCAUCCUGGGGGAGGAAUUUUGGCAUUUCAUUUGAGCAGGGAUUUUGUCAGAAAAUGUGUUUUGACGGUAAGUCAGCAGCAGUGCUAGCUAGUCUCUGAAAGCACAAUACCAGUCAGGCAGCCUAUCCCAUCAGAUGUCAUCUGGCUGAAGUUUAUCUCUGUCUCUCAGGACAAAUCCCUACUAUCUUUUUUACCUUUUGGGGUGACAUGUGGAAUCAUACAAAGGCUUAGGAAGAAAUACGUUUGUUUAAACCAGGAUGCUUUGCUUACUUGAAGUGACUUCAAUCUAGAUUUCUUUUCAUAUUUAACAAAUUUUUAAUUUUAUCAUCAGCCACAGUCAGCUAUUACCAUAAAUUGGUCUCUGUUUAUUUUGAAGAUCACGGCUGCUUCAUUUUGUAGGAUUAAAUAGGGCUAAUAUAUCUUAAAGUUAAGAUCUUGAAUUAAAGUGGGUUUUAGAAAUAGUGUUACAUACCUUUUCAGUUGUUUUCAAGAGGCUUUAUUUUUGUUGCCUUUGUAGCCCUGAAAGCUGUUGGUAUAUUUUUUCCCUCAUGGACCUAAUAGAAAAGUUGUAUAUUUAUUUGGAUUAUAUUUACAUCUGUCCUUUGUAAAUGUUUGGUGUAACUUGCACUUUUUAAAAUGACCCAGUUUGGGUAUUAGCAACUUAAAUUCCCUCAUCAAGUAAUUCUCAACUUUUUAGUCUUUCUCCUCUCUUCAAAUCAUGUGACUUUUUAAAUGGAAAUUUUUCAUUGAUUAAAAUAUUUUAGCACCUAAAAGCUAGCCUUAAAAACAGCUGUAAAAAGAAAACAUAAGGAAAUUAGAUAUGACUAGCCCAGUUAAUUAAAAGACGGGCUCAAACCUUGUCUUAUUUUUCAUCUUGGAUAAAGAUUGAAGGGAAAAUAACCCAAGUGUAUAAUAUUUAUUUUCAAUUUUUAAUGAGACUUUAUCCUCAUCACAUUAAUACUGUACAUAGUAUGCCAAAAUAUCCAUUAAUUUGUCUAGAAUAGUACAAGACUUUUUAAAGCAAUUGUCUUCACAGAGACCACAUGUAAUAAUCAUUAUACUGAAAUAUGUUCAUUUUUAAUGGCUUUGUUAACAUCAAAGAAAUGCUGCCUAAAUUUGACUGAUUUCAGAUGAGGAAGGAGAAAGUAAAGUGUGCAUAGUAAGCCUGCAGGUGAAGAGUUGUGAGAUAAAUAGUUCACUCAGUUGUACAAAGCACAACUAGAACUUUUUGUUGGGUGGCUUACAUACAUCUUGAAUAUUCUUAAUGUAAUAAUGUUGACUAUUAAGUUGGCUACACAGUCACUGUAUGUACUAGGAACUGGUUUCCUUGACAUUCUAGAAUCAAUGGCUAGGAGAGGCAUUAAUCUUUGAGGGGCUGAACAUAUCAUGAAGCUGAGUCAGUGUGGAAAAUUUUCAAAUAAACAGGGUGCUGAAGUUCCAUCUGUCUCAUCUGCUUAUGAUAAGUUCUUAUUGAUUAGUGAAUGUAGCUUAAGCCUUUGUAUGUGUCCUCAGGGGGCAGACCGACUUUAAGAGGGACCAGAUAACGUUUGAAUGGAGGGAUUAUAUUUCAGGUGUUUUAGCUUGAAAUUUAUUUUUUAAAAAAAGAAAAAUUUAAAAAAUAUAUAAAUAGAACAAAGCCGGUGAUGCAAGUUGAUAUUAUAAACAGGCAGUUUUAGCACAGAAAGAAAAUACUGACCUGUAUGCAUUCUGGUACGGUGGGUGCAGGUCCCAGCUGGGUAUGACAUGAUACAUUUUUAAUUAUUCUCACCAGCAAGUAAAAGGAAAAUGAACAAUCUUUUGGAAAUGUCUUUGAAAAGGAUCAAAGAGUAGGAAAUUCACAUUUAACCUAACAUUACUUGCCUAUAGAAGUAUGGCAUUUCCAAGCUUUUGUCUGAGGAGCAUCUCAGAGAAGUGAGAGUAAAUCUGAGAUAGUUUAAAAAUUGGUAGAGAAGGAAGAAAAUCUCUGCAAAUAAUGAUUUUAUGUUUGUUGGCCAAGUGAAAUGAUCUGUCAUUGUGUUUGGGAGGUUUUAUUUUCUUAUGUUUUUAAAAUUGAAUUGGUAAAUGCUUUAUAGAUGUAUUUUUAUCCAAGUGCCACUCCAAUUUGUGUAUGUAAUAAAAUUAUUUAUAUUAAAAGUGGGAAAUAAUUGUCAACAUUUUUUUUGAGUAUAGAUUUAUUAGGGGUGGCAAAGAAGAGUGCUAGUUAGCAGUUUUCCAUGUACAGUUGUCCUUGACUGAUUUGUCCACAUGUCAGUUGUAACUCCCCCACUCCCUGCAAAAGGAAUUAUUUCUAACCCAGAUGUAUCACUUGAAAAUUUUUAGAAGCAAAAUAAUCAGGGAAGUUCCUAGAAAGGUGUUUGGCUUUUUGGUUUUUGAGGUUUGGGGUAAAGAAGACUUCCCCCACAACUGUCAGCACAAAACAGGGUAUUGAUUUUUAACUCUGAUGUUUCUAUUGGAGUUGAAUACUAAAUAAAUAUGAGGGAAAUACAUUUCUAAUAAAAUUCCCUACAUUCUAGAAACAUCCCUGUUUUAAUUUUUUUACCUAAAUUUUUUGUGCUUUAUGUGUAAAGAAAAAAAUGUACUGAGUUACAAUGCAUUUUAUUAACACUAUGUACAUAAUAGCUGCUUUGUGUUCAGAAUGGUAGCAGUUGCUUUGUAUAUUAAAGUGAUCCUUGUGAAUCUGUGAAAUAUUGUCAUAAAGUGCUUUUUCUUACUGUAAUCUUUGUGGUAUCAACUGUCAUAAUGCUCUUUUACACAAACAUUUAUGUGCAGUCACAUAAACAUGCUUUUAAAAACUC
Messenger RNA from Symphalangus syndactylus (siamang), 7740 nucleotides. It is a transcript of the gene CREB1, whose product is annotated as cAMP responsive element binding protein 1. Gene Ontology annotation, biological process: regulation of transcription by RNA polymerase II. Gene Ontology annotation, cellular component: nucleus; ATF4-CREB1 transcription factor complex. The record is from RefSeq and is a predicted model, not a curated record. Gene Ontology annotation, molecular function: protein binding; DNA-binding transcription factor activity, RNA polymerase II-specific; cAMP response element binding. Lineage: Eukaryota; Metazoa; Chordata; Mammalia; Primates; Hylobatidae.